Molecule: messenger RNA, 3521 nt
Organism: Cygnus olor (mute swan)
Lineage: Eukaryota; Metazoa; Chordata; Aves; Anseriformes; Anatidae
Cellular component (GO): perinuclear region of cytoplasm
Source: RefSeq, a predicted model, not a curated record
AAAGACUGGAGAGGCGUCUUGUGCCAACGGAUUUGCCCUGGUACCUGCCGCGCAUGCCAGCAGCUGUCUCAUCGGGGGGGGGACUUGGACGUCACGGUCACCAUAGAGACAGCAGCGAGGAUUUGGUUUCAAAAGGUGAAGAGAAGCUGGGAAUUAGGAAGGAGGAAGUGUUUUUAGCUGUGGGUCUGAGAAACGACAGGCUGGCAUGGAAAAAGAGAAGUUCCAGCAGAAGGCUCUGAAGCAAACUAAGCAGAAGAAAUCCAAGUCGGCUGAAUUUCUGAUGGUAAAAGAAGAGAGAGCAGCAACAGAAGGCAUUGAAAAUCCAGCUUUUAACAUCAGCAGCACAGAUCUUUCAGCAUAUCAGACUUCUGAAGAGGAAGUUAUUAGACAUGACAAGCUGCAUAGCACCCUUGCAGCUCACCAACAAAAACUGAGGCUGCAUGCCCAUGCUGAACCAAGAGGAAAUGAAUACAGCAGAAAUUACUUUGACCUGCUGAUGGAUGAGGAAAUAAACCCAAGGCAGUGUGGGAUGGAGGUCGGUGAAGAAGAUCCUGUGAAAUUUGAGGAGCAAAUCCUAUAUGGUAAACUGAUGAACUUUCUAGAGGAAGAAAGCAAGAUGGUGGACUCCCAAGCCCCUGUCACCAGUGAAGAUUUUUCAGAUUCCGUGAUGCCUGUCAGCUUCAGUAAGACACGCGACCUUCACAGGGAGAUUGAAGAUGAAGUGAUUCCUUCAUAUAUCAAACAGUUUGAGAGAGAUGUUCAGGAUGACAUAAUUCUGCUUGGCAGCUUUUCACUGGAACAGGUCUCAAAGUACCACAAGGAAGUCUCUCACCAGAACAAACAAAAGUUGGGAGCCAGGAUUAAUGAGCUCUUUCAAAGCCACUGCAGAGCGGGAAGUCAGCCGUUGACAGCAAAGGUGAAUGGAUGUGAAGAAGAAAUUGUAGCCAGCUUUGGUAACCUUGCAGGCAUGAAAACUGGAUUAAAUGGAGCAGCAAGACUUUGUGGGAAGGUUGACUGCUCCAAGACAUCACAGCCAAUAGAAAUUCACAUCAAAUGCCUGAGGGGAGUCAAAGAUAAGGUCCCCAAAGGCCAUUAUACCCUGAAAGUUUCCGUUCUCAACCGCUUAGGUGGUCGCUUACUGCAGUGGCCCAAACUGAAGGAGCAGCCUUGGGUCAGGACCACUCUGCCUGUUAGUCAUGAUGGAAACUUCUACAACACUGAAAUCUACUUCGGACAAAGUAUCCACACGGUUCUACCACCUAGAAAGGCUGUGAGGCCGGGCAUGGCAGUACUCUUUGAACUCCUCCUUCUUGCUGGAACCUGUACUUGGAUUGAUCGAAAAGUGGGAUGGGGGGUUUUUCCUUUAUGUGACAAGAGUCUGAAUGCUUUGGAGGGAAAGUUUAAAUGUCCUUUCCUUAGAGGCCAUUAUGAUUCUAAAAUUGACCAAUUCAAAAAAAUUGAAAAUCUAAUUUCUCAAGACUUGGACCAUUGGCUGUGCAAUCUAUACUUUCAGAUAAUUAAACUACCACAGGAUUCAGAUAAGCAGAAUAAACAUGCUGUGCAUCUUCAUCUCCCACCUGAACUUCCCAUGUAUUCCAGUGUUGCUGAAAAGAAUGGUGCUUCAGAGAAGGUUAAGUGUCAUGGACCACAAGGGCAACCUCUGACCUCCCUGAAAGAUCCUGACACCCAUAAGGGAAGUAUUCCCACUGUUGUAAAGGAAGUGGAAAAGCAGUUUAAUGCUGCAAAAGGAGGAGAAGCGUGUGCACCAGAAGAAUCUGGGAGGAAAAUGGAAGAGCUUAAAAUGCUUCCAGCAGAGAAUGAUUUUUACCAAGAUUGCUGUGGCUAUACAGAUGAUCACUGUGGUAUAUUUCAGCUGAAAGAAGAACAAGGAAUACAGCACAAGAUCAACUGGAAUAACCCACCUGAACAAUAUUAUCAGGAAAAGUCUGGUCCUGUAAACAAUACAAGCCUUGAAGAAGGUAAAGCAUCUUCAGAGAUCAACUUUUAUUUGGAGGAGUUAGAGAAAUAUACUUUUUCUCUAUGCUGCCACUCUGCUGUUGAGGUGAAACUGUCCAGAAGGGUUGCUGAGCAUUUCUAUUUUGGGGUGUAUGCAGCCUUCUCAGAGCUGGGAGCUGCACGCUGGUGUUCCUGGGACUUCUGGCUGCUUGUGCUGCUGGUAGUGUUGCUUUGGUUUGUGAAACUUUACCUGCAUUACUGUAGCCAAUGGAUCUUCCUUAAGACCAUCUCUGUUCCAGUUACAAAAUUCCAGUUUUUACCUCACACUGUUGAGCUGUGCUACCGAAACUCCUUGCUGAGGACCAGUGAAGAGUUGGUAUAUGGUCAUGGUGGGGACCCUAACCUGGAACACUGGGCUACUUCUAUGGUCCUGAUCAAAUGGGGCUGUCAGCAGCUGUUUGAUUCAUUCCCUUCCUUCUUGUCAAAGUUUAUCAUAGCUCUGGGACUCUGGACAGUGCUGGACCCCUUGGCAGUGUUUGUAGUGGAUUCAUUCCUGGGGCGACUUGCGAACAGUGUAGAGAAACCCAUUGCUGAGGCUGCAAAGCUCUACUUCUUUCUAAGAACAGAAGAGUCGGGGAUUCUCGGUGCACUAAUCACUGUGACUUACACAGUCCUGUUCAUCAUUUCCACGACAGUGUUGUACCUUUACUUUCUAAGGCUACAUAAUGAAGGGUCUGUUGAUCUGUUUCAACGCGUUCAUGGUGAAGAAGGUGCAUUCUUCGUUCCACUGGAUUUAGAGAUUUCCAGUCAGGAGCUGAGCUACAUUAUGAAAAGAGCUGAGCAGUGGAGAGGAAUCAAAGGUGAAAGACGGAUGGUGGCAGUGUAUGAUUACAUCUGGAAGGACCAUGCCAGCAAGUCUGGUGUCCCCAGCUGUGACCUCCAGCACCAGGAUGAAAUCUUUGACGCGGCAGCUACCUCAAGAGGUACCACUGUUCACGUGUCGGUGUUCACCGUACACCUCAGCGGUUUCCAGCAACUCUACAGACACUUCCUCAGGCUGCCUGAUGGGGCUAUUGUUGAGGCAUUUGGUGAUAUUACUGGAAUAAGUCUUUUGUGUAAUGAAGUGAGCACAGCUCAGGAACAUGUAAAUAAAAUGGACAGUAUGCUGCAUAUAUCUUCAAAUAUCAAGUUGAAGAAGAGGAAGAGGAGUAUGGCUAGGUGGAAAGGAAAUCACGUUGCUUCCAAUAAGAGCUAAUUCCUGGAGGACUGCGUAGUUCACAGAGUUAUUUACACCCAGAUUUACAUCCAUGCUAUGAUUACUGUCUGAUAGGAUUUAUGGUUCUGAUGUCCAUCCACACUUCUGUUUACAGAAUUGUCCUGCAAAUGCACCAUUCAUUACUCUUCUGUAGCUUCAACUGACAUUUCAGUGUGGGAGCUGAUUGGAUCUGUUCAUAGAUCUGAUACAUAGUAAUUUUAUAAGACUUUUUUCCUUCCAUAUAGUGGGACAUUCCCACACUGCUCAGGUUUGCUUAUACCUGCUUUCCACUGUAGUGGUGGGGAAAAUG